Zophobas morio is the source of this 2466-nucleotide messenger RNA. RefSeq names its product NFX1-type zinc finger-containing protein 1-like. Bases 142 to 2418 code for a protein of 758 amino acids. Lineage: Eukaryota; Metazoa; Arthropoda; Insecta; Coleoptera; Tenebrionidae. The transcript is spliced from 5 exons. The record is from RefSeq and is a predicted model, not a curated record. Gene Ontology annotation, biological process: regulatory ncRNA-mediated heterochromatin formation. Gene Ontology annotation, molecular function: helicase activity. Gene Ontology annotation, cellular component: nuclear RNA-directed RNA polymerase complex.
ACAUUUAACCAAACAUUUUUAUUUUUUUUUUUAUAACCUCGAAAAUCUACCGAUUAAGUAAUCCGUGUUAUGAUUAUCAUGAAAGUUUAAAAUUGCGUCGUUUAGUGUAACAAAUAAAACACCGAUCCUUGAGUAUACACCAUGGUGAUCCAAAUCCAACCACCCCCGAAUAACUUCCGCCACGUAAAUAUUUACCCGACACAAGAUGAAAUAUUGGGUGCUCGCAAUUUUUUUCGAAAAAACAUAAUCGAAGGCAGUUUUGAAAGCGUCGAGCAAUACUUGGAUAUUCAGUUCAGACUGUUACGAGAGGAUUUUGUGGCUAAUGUAAGGGAAGCUAUCGACAACUAUCAGGCAGGUGAGGCCACGAAGAGCAUAGAAAUUUACGAGAACGUAAGAAUAUUCAGAGACAGAAAUAAAUACAAUGAAGAGUGCCUUAAAAUCGCGGCUGCUUGUCAGAGUGACGACAAGAAAUUUAUGAAUGGCUCACUUUUACUUUUUACCAAAAAUAGUUUUAAUGAUUUGUUUCUGGCAAAGGUCGUGCAAAGAAACACUGACAACGAGGAAGUAGUGAUUGAUUUAAUCGAUGUAAAUAAUUAUAAUAUUAAUCUGAAUCAAAGAUAUACAAUGGCGGAAUGUAGUCAAUACUUUGACCCGUACUUUCAAGUUUUAAAUGCUCUCCAAAACAUCUCCAUACACAAUUUUCCUUUGGAAAAGUACAUUGUUCACGUAGACGCCAGUUCGAUAUAUAUGCCUACGUACCUGCUCUAUUCAGGCUCUAAUUUCGAGAUUGACGGUUUACGCAUCCCCCCGGAAUCGCUUCCCAGGAUCACCCACAACUUGUUGAAUUUAAAUAGCGCACAGUUUGAGGCAUAUAAAGCCGCUUUGACGCAAGAAUUCGUUGUCAUACAAGGCCCUCCAGGCACCGGCAAAACCCACUUAGGGGUCAAAAUCGCCCAAACUCUCAUUGAGAAUUCACACUUUUGGUACAGAAAGACGCCACUGUUGGUGAUUUCUCAUAAAAACGACGCCCUCGAUCAGUUUCUGGAGGGGUUAAUACCAAUCACGGACAGGUUGACGCGGGUGGGGAGCCAAUCAAAAAGCGAGAAAUUGAGGGAGUUCAACUUAAACCAAGAGAAAAAUAAAGACGGGUAUACUUUUAAAAGACGCCCUAAAGAAGAGUAUUUGAAGGUUAUGCAAAAUUCCUUGGUUGUUGGUAUGACGACCAGUAUAGCCGCUCGCUGGAAAGAUUAUUUAGAUAAGCUGAAGUGUCCAAUUGUGAUAGUUGAAGAGGCUGCUGAGGUCUUGGAGGCUCAUGUUGUUGCGGCUCUUACUAAUAGUUGUCAACAUUUGAUACUGAUGGGGGAUCAUCAGCAGCUGCAGCCUAUUUCCGCUGAUUACAACAUUGGGAAGAAUUAUCACCUUGGGAUAAGUUUAUUCGAGCGGAUGGUUAGGAAUAAGAUACAACACUAUCAACUGAAAAUGCAGCAUCGAAUGCGCCCCGAAAUAUCCGGCCUUCUUAAAAUGAAAAUCUACCCAUACCUCGAAGACCACGAAUCCGUAAAAGGCCGCCCCGCGAUACUAGGCGUCGACAAGAACGUUUUUUUCAUCGACCAUCAACACCCAGAAGAAACUUGCAACGUCACAACGAAAAAGAAUACUUUCGAAGCUCGGUUUCUAGUUUCCUUCGCCAGAUACUUAAUUUUGAACGGAUACACAUCCAGUGAUAUUGUAAUUCUGGCAACGUAUGCUGGCCAGCUUCAAGAACUAGAAAGUUUGACUCAGAAAGAACAGUUCUUGAAAGAUGUCAAAGUUUCCACUCUAGACGGUUUCCAAGGACAAGAAGCCAACAUUGUCCUUCUCUCUUUAGUGCGAAGCCAAGGGAUUGGUUUUUUGGCGAAGCAGAAUAGAGUUUGCGUGGCUUUGUCUAGAGCUAAAAGUGGCUUCUACAUCAUGGGUAAUAUGGAUUUGCUGUCUCGAACGUCCAAACUUUGGAAUGGCGUGAAGAGGUGUCUAGAACAGCAGAAGGCAAUCGGGAAGAAGUUGUCGCUUCGGUGUCAAAACCAUAAGGUUGUUACUCAAGUGGAAUCGUUGGAUGAUUUUUGGAGGGUGCAAAAUGGCGGUUGUGGCAGAAAAUGCGAAACUGGCUUAACGUGUGGUCAUAUAUGCUCUUUGUUGUGUCAUAACAAGAAUAUGAAACACAAAUGUGAAAAGGGUUGUCCUGGGGUUACUGCGGCGAGAGAUACAAUUACAACGUAUCCGAAUCUUUGGAGUAGGGUUGGUGACAAUUUAGACAAUUGGACCUUAUCGAAUCCAGACGUUGCCAGUACAUUGCUUGAGAUGAUACAGGAGGUACUUCAACGCAUUUGGGACAGUUUUCUAAGACGCGUGGCUUUAAUUUUUCGUAAAUUUUAUAGUUGAUAUUUUAUUUUUGUUAUGUUAAAUAAAUAUAUACAAAUGUGACGAUGA